GUGUUGAAGUAAACAUAACCCGUUAAAAAUUUGUCGCUCAAAAAAUUGCAAUUGCGUUCUUAUAUUUAAUUUAGUUGUAUUUAAGUCUAUUAUCAGUUAUCAUCUUAUGAUUUACAUCAGUGCAUACUUAGUCAAUUGAAAAAUGUCGAACAGGCAUUUGUUUCAACAGUCUGGAUUUGUCAAGGCUCCAUUCUACAAUGGAUUCAAUCGUUACGUUUGUCAGUUGAAGCGAAUAACACUUAAAUUCUGCAAAGAGUAUGGAGGCAGCAGAGGAUUACGAGAUUUUAUCGAACAGAACCUUGUAGAUUUUGCGAGAGAAAACCCUCAAGUUGUUGUUUAUGUUAAGCCAAGGAGACACAGAAGUCCUGUACUUGUGGCGGAGUACUUGGAUGGCCACAGAGAAUGGAUGAGUCUACAUAACUUUCAACGGGAUGAAUGCUAUAGAUGGAUACAUAACAUGCUUACCGCAUCCGGCGAUCAAAGUAUCAGGUAUCGGAAGUUGUGGCACACAGAAAAUCCCUCUAUCCAAGGCGUAUGGAACCCAUUUACGAACAGGGACCCAGCUCUGAACAUUGCUACCUUCCCAUUGAAGGAUAUGAGGAGACCAGCCAACAUGCCGCCAACAGCAACAGAAUUGAUUUUAGAAAUGGCUGCUCAGAAGGAAAAAAUGAAGGAACUUCAGACAGGCAAAACUGAAGAAAGUAAGACAGAAGACUCUCACGUAAAGGCAUCAUCAUAAUGGGGUGCCAGUCUGCCAAAUUUAAUCUUGUUUGUAAAUAAGCAUUUAGUUUUUUGAAUUGUCAAUAUUAGGUUUAUAGCAGUGAGAAAUAAAAUGAUGUUUGUUACUGUGUAAA
Messenger RNA from Bemisia tabaci, 854 nucleotides. RefSeq names its product mitochondrial ribosomal protein L43 (gene mRpL43). NCBI's taxonomy places the organism in Eukaryota, Metazoa, Arthropoda, Insecta, Hemiptera, Aleyrodidae. Gene Ontology annotation, cellular component: mitochondrial large ribosomal subunit. Gene Ontology annotation, biological process: mitochondrial translation. The record is from RefSeq and is a predicted model, not a curated record. Gene Ontology annotation, molecular function: structural constituent of ribosome.